AUGUCCGGCGCAGCGUCUUUGGGCGUGAUGAAGGCAAAACUGAAGGGUGCCGAGACCGGCCACAGCUUGUUGAAGAGGAAAAGUGAAGCUCUUACGAAACGCUUCCGAGAAAUUACUCGUCGCAUUGAUGAGGCCAAGCGCAAGAUGGGUCGCGUUAUGCAGAUAGCAUCUCUCUCCCUAGCCGAAGUCACCUACGCCGCUGGCGGAAACAUCGGGUAUCAAAUCCAAGAGUCGGCGAAAUCAGCGCGAUUUCGCAUUCGCACAAAGCAGGAGAAUGUGUCAGGCGUGCUGUUGCCUACUUUUGAAGUGUACAUCGCGGAGGGCAGCAACGACUUUGCCAUGACGGGUUUGGGUAAAGGCGGCCAGCAAGUUCAGCGUCAAUGCCAUGUUGCCAACAAGAAGCAACGAGACACAACUGCUCUGGAUGAGGAACUCAAAAAGAAGACAGAUCAAAACAGAGAAGCAGCGGGCUCAGAACAGCCCCCGGCAGAACCUGCCGAUCUUCUUAAAUCUGUCGAAGACGAGGAUGUUAUCUUUUAG
Thermochaetoides thermophila DSM 1495 is the source of this 540-nucleotide messenger RNA. Its product is annotated as vacuolar ATP synthase subunit d-like protein. Bases 1 to 540 code for a protein of 179 amino acids. The record is from RefSeq and is a predicted model, not a curated record. The transcript is spliced from 6 exons. Gene Ontology annotation, cellular component: fungal-type vacuole membrane; vacuolar proton-transporting V-type ATPase complex. Gene Ontology annotation, molecular function: proton-transporting ATPase activity, rotational mechanism. NCBI's taxonomy places the organism in Eukaryota, Fungi, Ascomycota, Sordariomycetes, Sordariales, Chaetomiaceae. Gene Ontology annotation, biological process: vacuolar acidification.